This is a messenger RNA of Lemur catta (Ring-tailed lemur), 442 nucleotides long. It is a transcript of the gene SCGB1C1, whose product is annotated as secretoglobin family 1C member 1. Bases 53 to 334 code for a protein of 93 amino acids. The record is from RefSeq and is a predicted model, not a curated record. NCBI's taxonomy places the organism in Eukaryota, Metazoa, Chordata, Mammalia, Primates, Lemuridae. The transcript has 3 exons.
AGGCAUAAAACCCCGGGAUCCCAGCCAGAGGCAGCUCCUGCACCUGCUGGCCAUGAAGGGAAGCAGCUCCCUCCUGCUGGCUGCCCUCGCCAUGCUCUGCGGGCUGGCUACGGCGGGGGACAGUGAUGAGUUUUUCAUGGAGUUCCUGCAAACGCUGCUGGUGGGGACCCCAGAUGAGCUCUACGAGGGGCCCCUGGGCAAGUACGACGUCAACGAGGAUGCCAGAGCAGCGCUGACAGAGCUCAAGUCCUGCAUCGACGGCCUGCAGCCCGUGCACAAAGAGGAGCUGGUCAAGCUGCUGGUGCAAGUGCUGGGCAAUUCGGAUGAUGCCUAAGUGGACCCCAGACGUGGUUCCAAGCAGCCACAGGACCCUCCACACAAGCGUCCCUGGACACGCUGCCCCACGACUGCUUCUCCACGUGUAAAUUUACCCUCAAACUGU